Sporothrix brasiliensis 5110 is the source of this 330-nucleotide messenger RNA. RefSeq names its product helix-loop-helix DNA-binding protein domain protein. Gene Ontology annotation, biological process: regulation of transcription by RNA polymerase II. The record is from RefSeq and is a predicted model, not a curated record. Lineage: Eukaryota; Fungi; Ascomycota; Sordariomycetes; Ophiostomatales; Ophiostomataceae. Bases 1 to 330 code for a protein of 109 amino acids. The transcript is spliced from 2 exons. Gene Ontology annotation, molecular function: RNA polymerase II cis-regulatory region sequence-specific DNA binding; DNA-binding transcription factor activity, RNA polymerase II-specific; protein dimerization activity.
AUGUCGUCACCGCAAUCGGCAACAACGCCGCAGGGCGGCGAGACGGCCGGCGCAGCGACUGGCUCGGGGGUGGAGGAGAAACCGCGCCUGACGGAGCGCGAGAAGAAACAGAACCACAUUGCGUCGGAACAAAAACGACGCCAGGCCAUCCGCGAAGGCUUCGACCGGUUGACCGAGCUCGUCCCCGGCCUCGAAGGCCAAGGCCGCUCCGAAGGUCUUGUGCUGCAGCGCACGGUCGAGUUUAUGAAUGCGGAGCUCGAAAAACGGAGACAACUCAUCCGCGACAUUGAGAGCCGCGGCGGCACGGUCGAUGAAAAAGACCGGCUGUAG